Molecule: messenger RNA, 423 nt
Organism: Candidozyma pseudohaemuli
Lineage: Eukaryota; Fungi; Ascomycota; Pichiomycetes; Serinales; Metschnikowiaceae
Exons: 1
Coding region: 1-423 (140 amino acids)
Source: RefSeq, a predicted model, not a curated record
AUGGAACCGGGUCUUAUAGGUGUUAUCACUUUGUUGAGUUUUAUAGGUGCUAUUUGUCUAAUUGGUAGCUGCUUCGCCAUUCUAGAUGAACCAAAGGAGAGAACUGUGCCCGUACAAGCUGCUGAUAACAAUCCACAAGCUGUUAACAAUCCACAAGCUGUUAACAAUCCACAAGCUGCUGAUAAUCCACAAGCUGCUCAGGAUGCUCCUAAUAAUCAAGAAACUGCAAUUGUAGAGGAAGUUCCUGAGAAUACUGCUCCAGAGGAUACUGCAACUUCAGUCCACGAAAGCAUCCCUCUUGAAGAUUUAUCAUCCACAUCGACCGUUGAAGGUAUGAACUCAAACGCCUCUGUGGAGACGCCGUUGCCUCUAUAUCAAAGCGACGUUUUGCCCCGGUAUAGUGAGGUUGAGUUUGAUAGUUAG